AUGGCGGCGCUCGACAAGGCGCUCGCGACAGCGCACGCGCAGCUGCUGCAGGCCCGCGAGGAGCUGGCGAAGCCGCCGACGCGCAGCUUCCAGGACGCCUUCCUGGAGGCUCUGCGGCGGCCGUACGAGGCGGCGGCGCUCGCCCGCAGCAGCAGCAACCGGGGCGCAGACACGAGCACUAGCAGCAGAGAGACGCGAUGGCGCCGCUCCGACCUGCGCGACUUCCUGAGCCUCUACUUCCCGCAGUACGCGCAGCAGCCCGCGGCCUUCUCGGCGCUGUGCGCGUCGCUCGCCAAGAAGGACGGGGGCAGGAGCCACGCAGAGCAUCAGCAGCAGCAGAAGGAGGAGGAGGAGGAGGAGGAGGAGGAAUCCCACGGCAAUGACGUUGUGGUCGUCACGUUCGAAGGCUUGAAGCGUGUGUUGGUGCGCCAGUACGGCAGUACGAGGCUCGUGGCGAAAGAUCCGUUCCCGCUCGAGCCCUGCGUCGAGCCCAAGCCGGAGCGCCGUCCCAGCAUCGCCACGUUCGUCCCGGGCGCGACUGGCGGUAGCGACAACAGCUCUGAUGACGCAGCAGCAACUGCUGGUGCUUCUGCUCCGGUGCUGCGCGAGUUCAAGGCCGAAGUGAUGAAGAAGUCGAAGAGCUGGCUCGGACGCUGGCGAGCGCGCCACCUGCUGCUGCGCUGGGGGGUGCUGGAGAUGCACAAGCGCAGUCUGACGUCCAGGAGUUUCCGUCACGUGCACUCGUCGUCGAGCUCGGGGUCCACCGCUUCUGUUACCAGUGCCAGCACUCGUGGGGCUGAAGGCUCCAGCUCUGCGUCCUCGUCAGCAGUCACAGCUGCAGCGACUGCAGCCAAUAUCAAGACGUACGAUCUGCAAGACCUCGUGUCGCUGGAGCUAGAACAUGUAAGUGAUGUAGACUCGUCCUCAGCUCGCAAGGCGGCUCUGGCGCUCAAGUUCCUGACAACACUCACGCCGUCGUCCAACAGUCAUAGCAACCCUAGUGGCGCUGCCGGCCAAGACAUCAAGACACUGGUGCUCGGCGGGGGCGAGGCGUCCGAUACACUCAUCUCCAUCCGAGACCACGUCGCUACCUUUGCGCUGUAUCUCGAGCUUUCCCGGCGAGACCGCCUGCCGUCGAUGACCAAAGUACGUCGCUACAUAGCUGCCGGUGCCAAGGUGAACGUUCGUGUUCGCAUCCCUCGGAUCUCCCUACCGAAAGACGGAAAGGAUGCCUCGCGGAGACGGAGCCAGGUUAAGCAACCGCCACGAGGAAUGGUGACAGCUUUGCAGUUAGCGUUCUUGCAAGACCCUCGCGUGCCGAGCUUCGAGAGUAUGAUUGCCGUGCUAUUAAACGCCGGUGCAGAUCCACGCAGCCUCCUGUAUUGGGACUACGCGACCCAAGUGGUGUUUACACCUUCCUCUAGCGAGAAGAAGGAGAAAAGUGAGGAGCAUCACCAAAGGCGGCGACUGCGGAAGCGGUUGCUUCUUCACGACAAGAUCGACAGCGAUGGCGAUGAAAGUGCCAUGUUUCAGUGUUGCGAAGUGCAGGCGGACGACGCGGCUCGAUGGAACUUGCUUAUGUAUUUUUGCUGGCUGGGCGAUCUCGAGGGGGUCAAGCAACUACUUGCUGUGACGGGAGUUGGUGCGUCUUCGGGGAGUCAGGGCAGGACAUCGAGUCGGCAGUUGGUGACCUAUCUAGACCACGUCAACGCGGCAGGCGACACGGCGCUUCAUAUUGCCAUAAAGGCGGGGAAAGAGUCCGUAGCACUGGUGCUCGUGGAAGCAGCACUGUCGUCGAAUGCCCAGGCGGUGCAUCAAUGCGACGCGCGCGGUGAGCCUGUGGUGCAUAUCGCACUUGGCGCGCGACAAUGGCGUGUCGUAGAUGCCUUGGUGGCCGGAGGGGCAGUGGACCCGCGAUCUUACGAUGCUUUUGGAAACACCGCGCUGCAUCUCGCAAUCCAAGUACGUGCGCCUGUGGCCCUUAUAGCGCGGCUUAUUCAAGUCUACCGCCACUCAGCGCCAACUGGAGGCCUUGAUGGCCGAGCUGGUCGGCGUGGAAGCAACGACACCCCGCUGUCACUAGCACUCAAGAGCGGCCAACAGGAGGUCGUAGCGCUACUGCUCGCCUCCGGUGCCUCACCUUCUGGGUCGGGUUGUAAGUGGAGUCACGCAUUUGUGGAGAAAUGCGAUAGUGAAAACGAGGAGGACGUGGGAAGGAAUGCGGUCAUCAGCGAUGAUGAUAGCGCUCUCCAUAUUGCCAUCAAGGCUGGACUGGAGCUCGCAGCUGCAGCUCUGAUAGCUCAUAAGGCCGAUAUUUAUGCGGUUGAUGCGCGAGGUGCGUCGCCGUUGGCACUUGCAGUCCGCUACGGCUUAUACGCUCUCGCUGCAGCUCUCGUGGAUCAAUACCAGAAGAAGCAAAAUCAGGAUUCAAGCAAGACUUGGUGGGUAGAUGGUGAGACGGGAAGGCCCGUGGUGAUGUUGGCCUUCCAAGCUGGGCAACUCGAGCUAGCAGCACUUUUUCUCGAUUGCAUCGGCCAAGACAAGGAUAGCCAACGUCAGCUGUAUCCAGCACGGCUGCUUCCUGUGUUGGUGCAAAUAAGCUCAUGGUUGGGAUCAAGCACCAAAGCUAACGCUAGUGCCAGCAGCAACGAGUCUGGCGACCAAAAGAAAGCUCGAUCAGCGAGCUCUAACUCGUUCCCGUCAACCUGGACGCGUGAUCGCGCAAAAUCUCGAAGUGAUGGAGACUGGAAGCAGCUGAAGCGGGAGGCAACGCGUAGAGAUGGAGACGACUCAUCAAGUACGUAUGCGAAAAGCAAGGAGGACAGAGAGACUUGUACCUUUCUUCUUCGUGGGAUACAAGCUCUUGUCGUGAGAUUUCUCCAGCUGAGUACCAAAUCUGCAGUGACCGAGGUUGUCGGCGAUGGCAUGUUGCCCGCAUCUGUCUCUCUGUCGACAUUACCACUGGUGAUUCAUCUACCGACGACUGCCACCCCCACGAAGUCCACCCCGCCCAGAGUUUGUAAAGAUGACGAGCUGAUGGCAACUUCUUCACUUCACGUGGCAGCAGCGGGCGGACCUUCUUCAGCGUUACUCCGGCUGCUAUUGGCAUUUGUACUGACUUCCGAUGCUACGGCGGCCGCUCAAGUGCUCAUACGCCCUAUGGGUUCUCGUGCGGAGGCACCAUUACAUUCUGCACUAGCUGCAGGUGCGGCUGAAAACGCCUUGCUGCUGCUGUAUGCUUCACGUGAGCUUCAAGUGCGGAGCCCAGCUGUAGGCCCAACAUGCGCUCAACUGAUAGAAAUGACCAAUUUGCUGGGCGAUUCGGCACUUCAUUUGGCAAGUGCGUGGCCUCACAGCGCUGCUAUGCGUCUUGUUGUGGAAUUGCUGCUCCAAGAGCGUGUUGAUGCUGGAAACUGGAACAACGUCGGUCUAGCCCCGCUUCACAUCGCUCUGCGCGAGGAAUGCAGUGAUAUCUUCAUUGAGCUGUUCCUGCGGUACGGUCAAGACCUCAAUCUCUGGACGGAAGGUAAUGCGUACGAAGACGAAGAAGGAGAGGGCGAGUCGAGCGAGUUUCUUUCACAUAGUGGAGCAAGACCAAGCGCUAUCACACUGGUCGCUUCGUGCCCACAAAAUCCCUUGAUGCUGGCUCUGGAGUCGAAGAAUGCUGCAGCCUUUCGCGCGCUGGUGCGUGGUGGCGCGCGGACAAGGGCACUGAUGCCUCGUGCUCGUGUUGGGCUUCUACAGCUCGCAGUGCACUUUAAUGUGCGCGAUCCAGAGCUGCUGGCGUGCUUACUGGACGACCCCGAGCUUGAACACUCAGCCCAUUCGGACGUGGCUGAUCAGUGGGGAGUGAGCCCUCGUGAUGCACGAUCAAGGCUGAUGGAGGUGUGGAGAAGAGAGAGAAGUGGAGUUGACGUUGCUAGUCCGUCUGGCGCCCCUAGAGUGUCGCCCCCGCUUCGGAUAACUGUUCCGCGUCCACCGCCUGAGUCCGUGCCGUUGGAGACAGCUCAGUACCUUCGAGCUCUUCCACGGCCACCAACGCUGUCGCCGACGACGCUGGAAUAUCUUCGAGAAGAAGAGCGUGCGACUCUGACUCUCGUUGCACAGGAGGCGCGAGGUGAGGCGCAGGAUUGGCUUGCCAAGCGAAUCGGUCAGAAGAAGCUCCUAUCAGAUGCUCAUGCGCAACUACAAAACGUCAAGAAGCACAGGCGCACUGCCAGCGGGAGCAGCGUAAGUAGCAGCAGGGAUGGUCUGGAAGCGUCAAGCACUGAAGCUGGAGGUGCUCGCUCCGAAUCCGCCCAGAGUGAUCAGCAAUUGCUUGAGGAGCUGAAGGCGUCGGCGGCCAAGAAGUUCAUCGAGAAGCACGUUGCAGAAGCCGUGGCCGAAGCGCGGCUUGCCAUCGAGCGAGAAAAGCAAACCAUUUUCCAGGAAACUGGCCUGUACCCUGGCAUGACUUCGACGUCGAGGAAAAACAAGAAGAAGGGCGACGGGAAACAUCGCUCCCUACUUGUUCGUGCUGCAAGUUCCACCACGGGCUCGAUGCUCUUGCCUGCAUCGUCAGCGUCGGUGGCGUCAGUCUCAAGUGAAGAGAGCAAUCCAACCCAAUUAAGUGAAGAUGGCUACGGGAGUGCAAGCUUCUGGUGGUCGGAGCGCGGAACGACGUUUUUGAGCGAGGACAGCUGGCUAUCCAGCAGUAACCCGCGAGGAGGGACAAUGUUGAGUGAUCCUGCCUCGACUAGUGUUUCAUCGUGGGCUUCAAAUGGGCGGGGGACAAUGCUUGAUGGAAGUUACGAUCGACGUCUAUCGUUUGCUUCACGAAGCUUCUUAGACAGUGACGAUAACGACAGGCACGGCAAAAGCUCCAGAGACGAACGGGUAGACCAGUCGACAGACAGCUUCAUCGACUCUGAGCAUUUACCGCUGGACGCACACUAUUCCAACCCGUCGGGCCAUCCGCCCGUUCCCCACGUGAUUUCAGAGCGAAAUACAAAGGUCUAA
This is a messenger RNA of Phytophthora sojae, 4998 nucleotides long. RefSeq lists its product as hypothetical. The transcript has 3 exons. NCBI's taxonomy places the organism in Eukaryota, Oomycota, Peronosporomycetes, Peronosporales, Peronosporaceae. The record is from RefSeq and is a predicted model, not a curated record. Gene Ontology annotation, molecular function: protein binding. The coding region runs from base 1 to 4998 and encodes 1665 amino acids.